This is a messenger RNA of Cladocopium goreaui, 7788 nucleotides long. NCBI's taxonomy places the organism in Eukaryota, Dinophyceae, Suessiales, Symbiodiniaceae. The record is from the annotation of a GenBank genome assembly.
AUGGACGAUGUUAUCCAUGUUGAUGAAGAUGGACUCCAUGGUGUAUCGGCCAGCCUGGAGCCUACUUGCGUUGCGCCUGGACCUUCAAAGACCUGGGAAUUGCCUUGUGAAAGUGCCCCCAGUGGUUUUGAGCUUGACAGUCAACCCUUUCAAGUUGUUUCUGAAUUUGAUUUCAAUUUUCCUUUGCCUUCGGAGCACAGCGGUGAACUUGAGAACACUAUACCAGUUUCAAUGUGCCCGAGUCCCAGCACGCCAAGACAAGUUGUUGAACCUGUGCACGUUUCAGAUUCCAAUUCUUUGCAUUCUGUUGUGAGUGAUUCUCAGUGGCAACUUGGUGUGGUGGCAAAUCACAGUCAGUUUGCACAGCAUCCGAUGUCACUUCUUUUGCCUUGGGAAACUGGGAUUUACGCCGAAAUUUUUGGCACUGGUUCUACCUUGCAACUGCCUUCAAGUCAUUUGCCUGAGCCGGACAGUGAACUCAUGAACAAGGUCAUCACGGCAUCAGAGGCCUUAGUUGACGAACCUGUGCUACCGACUGAUGCAUGUUUUCACAAAGCAGUGCGAAACAUUCAGGAUCUUGAUUAUUUCCAAAGCAAAAACAGACAGCUUGAACUUGCCUGCGGUCAAUGGUUGGAACUCCUCUCAUGCAGUUGGUUUGCAUCUGGAGUUGGUGAGAUGUUAGCAAGAGAUAUGCAGAAGGAUUCAAGCGGCAAGCUGGCAAAUGAGACGCUGCAGGCUUCGUUUGGCACCAAGAGCCCACAGACACUGUUGAAGAGAGCAGCAAGUCUGCGUAGGUAUUUCAAGUGGCAUGCAUGUGAGCGUUCAGAUGCUGGUGAGAUUCAUUUGAGUCCUCUCCCGCUGUCCGAGCCUGAUGUCUGGGAGUUUUUCAACUGGCUUAAAGCAUGCAGGCUGAGCUCUGGAAGGGGAUUCACAAGUCAAGCUGCCUUUUUGGAGACAGUGCGUUUUGCAAAAUUUUGUUUGGAUCUACGUGAGACUGAUUGCAUCCUUCAAUCCAGAAGGCUGCUGGGCUUUGCUGCAAUUCAAAGGUUGCAGAAGGGCCCCACGAAGCAGGCUCCACCUCUUGAGCUAGCUCAUUUGCAGAGGCUUCAUGAAAUACUGGAAACUGCAACAUGUGACACUGACCGUUUGGGAGCAGCAGUGAUGUUGAUUUGCGUUUAUGGUAGGGCAAGGUGGUCAGACUUGCGCUACAUCCACCAUGUGACAAUCGAAGAAGGCCGCAAGGGGUUUUUGACGUUGUAUACAACUGAGCACAAGACAUCAGCGGUUGGGGCGAGGCGUGAACAAUACCUGCCGCUGGUCAUUCCAUGGAUGGGUGUGACGCACAAUGAAUGGGUACGCACUUUCCUGGAUGUGCAUGCCCAAGUUGGAUUGGAUAUCAACAGGGUGCCAUUGGGACCUUUGAUGCCAGCUCCCAAGCAAGGAGGCGGUUUUGGGGCUCGACCCCUCAGCACCCCAGAAGCCGCUGAGUGGUUGAGGCUUCUUUUGAAAGGGACGGCAGAGCAUGAAACCUUUCGUGCACACUCUCUCAAGACGACCUUGCUGGUGUGGUCAGCGAAGGCGGGGCUUGACAAGGAGGUGAGGGCUGUGCUGGGGCAUCAUGCCUCAGCCUUGCAGGGUUCGGAGGUGGUUUACAGCCGGCACCUCCAGACCCGGGCCUUGAGGAAGCUCAACAUGUUGCUGCACCGGGUCAGGAUUGGACUGGGAUUGGAAGAAGAUCCCAUGGUGCCCAAUCCCUAUGCAACACCUGCAAUGAGGACUCCCGCUCCAGCCACUGUCAUGGCGCCGAUGCCAGCGACACCUUUCCCUCCAUUGCCUCCUCCUGACCUGACAGCUGGACCUGUGGCAGCAGCCAUUGAUGCCAUGCAUGUCGCUGAAGACUUGGAGAGUGUCAAGGAGGAGCUUAUGGAUGAGGCACAGAUUGCUGCAGAGGCGGAACGGAUGGGCCUGCAGUUGCAAAGCCAGAUGCUGAUGCGUUUGUUGAACAUGUAUUUCAACUGCGUUUCGUUUACUGAGAAGCAGGGACAUCAAAAUGCCUUGGGAGAAAGACGCAUUGCAAAGUGUCGAAUCCAUGUGGCUGAAGAUGAGCUCAGAACCAAAGCGCUGAACCAGUUUAAAGUUCUGAUUUCACUAGACUUGGAUGCAACUCAGCUGGGACAGUCGAUAACUAAUGUGCUUGGAACCAUUGACCCUUCAGUCAACCCUCUGCAAGUACUUCAGGAUGCCAUGUCAAACAAGGCAACCGGGGCCCUUUUAAAGAGGGCUUCUUCGAUGUGGAGAUUUGCAUGUUGGCUAGAAGCUGGUCAGAUGGGAACAUGUUUUAAUCAGACUGAACAAGUGCUUUAUGAUUACAUGAACUACUUGCGCGAUACAGGUUCGGCCGCAACCUCAGCUUCUCAUUUUGUGGAGUCAUUGCGGUUCUGCAAUCAGAUGUUCAAGCUUCAGAAGAUGGACACUGCAUCAGUGCUUUCACCUCGAGUGACGGGAGCAUCUCAUAGCAUGUUUCUGAAGAAGCGGAAGUUGACACAGGCUCCAGCCUUACCGGUCAAAGCAGUGCAAACCUUUGAACAGAUCUGCAUUUACUCCGCGGACAUGCACAAGCGUGUGAUUGCUGGGGCACUGUUGUUUUGCAUAUUUGCUUGCGUCAGAUGGUUUGAUGCAAUGAGGAUUGAAAAGCUCUCUGCAGAUACACAUGGCAACAUAGUUAUUUUGGAAGCUGCAACAGCUUUGCACAAGACGUCCAUGAGCAAGGAAUCCAAGACGCGUCUGCUGCCUUACACUGCAAUUGGGACUUUUCUGGACGAACAAUCUUGGGGACUGGCAUUCAUUGAUGCGCGUGGUGCAAGUGGGUUGAACGAUCAGUCAGUUUUUCUACCUUCUUGGAAUGAAGUUGGUUCAAAUUGGUCCAAUCACCCGAUGUCGUCAGGUGAAUGCACUUGUUGGAUCAGGGAGUUCUUGGAGGACACCUUCAAAGGAGGCUCUGCAGAGUAUUCAAGUCAUGGCUGCAAGGCCACUCUUUUGACUUGGGCCGGCAUGACAACUUUGUUCAGCAGAGAAGAGCGUACACUUUUAGGACAUCAUAUUGAACCUCAGACUAGAUCAAAUGUGACCUACAGCAGGGAUUCACAGAUUCUUUUGCAGUACAAGGUCAGCAAGCUUAUUCAGAUGAUUGACACGGGGAGACUGCAACCCGAUGUGAGUCGAGCUCAAAGGUUGAGCACGAUGCUUCAAGAUGAUGCCAACGCUCAGGCAGACUUGAUUGAACAACAGGAUGACCAACCGGUCGAACUGGCUAGGAGUGACGACAGUGACGACCACUAUGCCGACGAGGACGCGGCAUCAGAGAUUGGCAUAGGCAGUGAUGACAUCACCCGCAUGGAAGAUGGAGGCAUUGCAAGUUUUUCGCAGUUCGCCUUUUGCUGCUCUUACCAACCUGGUGGGUCAAGUGAGGAGGCAUUAUUUGAUCAUUUGGAGAGUGUUUUGGGAACCAAACCCACCGGUGCUUCUGCAGCAAACUUUCGAAGAUUGUUUUUCGAAUGCCAUGCAAUGGCGCUGAAUGAUUUGCAAAGCCGAUUAGAAAGGAGCGACACUUCAGAGGUCAAGAUCCUGCCCCUUGCGGAGAAGGUGCAGCGCUUACAGCUCCUGAAAAAGAAGUUUCCAGGUGUGAUGCUCAGCACAACUCUUGAGCCCUCACAUAGCCUCAUCGACAAGGUUGUGCAUCAGUACGAGGAGAACUGUGUCAAGCUGGUUGAGCUUACAGCUUGCACUUCACGUGAACAGGAAAUCCGAUGUGACAAGAGCACUCCACAGAUCACAUUCGAUCACUCUGGAAACAUCAAGGUGACCAAGCAGAGCCAAGUCACUGAGUGUUCCAUUCAAGGGGACAUCCGUUUGAGAUCGGCUUUCACUCGACGUUCUCUAGCCUACGAGCUGGCUAAUGUGGCAUCUUUUGAGGUUAUGGAAGGGUGGUCACAGCUACUUUUUGACAGAGUUUGCCAAGACCCUCCUGCUGGUUACAAACACAUAUCAGUAGAGCAAAUCAUGGUGGCAGACCGCAAGUUGUGGGUAAAGGUCUCAGAAGAGACUAGAUCCAAUGUGACUGCAAUGACCAAUGGACGGAAGAACGUUGACCUGGCGAUUGAGAAGUUUUCACAUCACCCUGAUGUUCAAUUCCAUAUGCUGCCGUUGCCAGUCGGUCAGAGCUCCACUGCAGCUGGCAGCAACCAGAGGUUCCAACCAUACCCAGCGCCAAAAGGAUCACAGCCCAGCAAGGGCAAAGGUGGCUCGAAGUCUGACAGCAAAGGGGCGCCUGGGAAAGGAAAGAUUCAGAUUCCAGAUGGAUGCACCAUCAAAUAUGGGGAAGGAAACAACAAGCCGAUCUGUAUGAAGUACAAUCUAGGCGAAUACGACCGCUUGCAGUUCAUUUGUGACUGCCCUGUGGAACAUGCAGCCGCGCAAGGGAAUAAAAUGAAGGUUGAGCAGGCCAACAAGUUGUAUGAGUUCGGAGUGCAAGUGCUGCUUUUGUGUUUCGAGCUUGGAAUCCUUGACAACAUUUGGAGUUUGCAACAGCGCUUGAAGCCGAAUACCCACGAUUGCUGUGCCAACGCAUGGCCCAAUGCCUUGUCCAUGCAGCCGAAGAUGCACAAGUCAAGCUUGAAGCACAAAUCACGUCGGCUCAACAUGCCCGACAUGCUUGGGGAACUCAAACGUCUCGUUCCAAGUGGACAACAAACCGAGAUGCAGCAAGAGGUCGACCAGCCAGAUCGGCCAGAUGCCAACCCAAAAAGAGCGCGAAAAAUGUUCAAGUAUGGAGUACAAUGGGACCCAGCCGAGUUCCUUGAGCAGGCCAAGCAGCUAAAGCAUCCCAAAGACCCACAGCUUGCGCUCCCUUUGGUCUUAAAAGAGGCGAUGAUCCAUGUGUUGUCUAACGAUCCUUUGGAUGUUGCAAAACAUCGUCUGCAAGUUGUGUUGGCGGUUCACCGACAAGCCCAUGAGUGCAAAGAGCGCGAACGAGCCUUUAAAGAAACCAUGGGACCAAUGGUGAGCUCAGUCCUUGAAACUAAGAACCUGUCUUUGUGGAAACAGCUAUUGGAGACCACCCAGUUUUCUGACAUGGAGGUUGUGAAUCUGGUAGCUGGCGGAAUCCCGCUUUCUGGUUCUCACUCGAAACCACCCAACUUUCCAGACGAUUGGAAACCAGCCACAGUGUCUGCGGAGGAGCUCUUAAGCUCCGCUGUCUGGAGAAGGAAGGCGCUCAUGGGAGCGUCCUCAAAGACCGAGUUUGAUGGAGCGCAACAGGAUGAUCUUCAUGCUGCCACUAUGAAAGAGGUGGACCUAGGUCAUCUGUUUGGACCGUACUCAGAGGCUGAAAUGACGGAGUUCUUUGGGACGGACAGAUGGCUUUACAACCCUCGGUUCAUCCUCUAUCAGGGGGAAGAAAGGAAAGUCAGAGCGAUUGAUGACUGCAAGCGUUCUGGGUUAAAUGAAUCCUUUACAACAGUUUUCAAACUGGAGCUGUACGAUGUGGACACACUGGCAUGUCUGCUGGCGGCACUUUCGGAUUCUUUGGCUAAAGGCGUUGUAAAGAUGGACAUGGAUGAUGAGUCAAUGUGCCAAGUUGCGGUCCACCCGAAGGUCAUGAAUGACAACUGGUUGGGCCGUACGCUUGACUUAUCCCGAGCAUACAAACAGCUUGCCAUAUCUCCUGAAUCUCGAUCGUCCAAUGUCAUUGGAUACUGGUACAAGGAUAGGUGGCUCUUUUUCAGAAGCAAUGUAUUGCCGUUUGGGGCCACAGCAGCAGUUUACAGCUUCAAUAGGGUGUCAAGAUCCCUUCACCACCUUCUAUGCAAGCUUCUCUGGUGCCCCUGUACUUGUUUCUACGAUGAUUUUCCUACAGUGAGCCCAAGCUCGUCUGCUUCGGUGCUUACGAAGGCGCUCACCGCAAUCUUGAAUCUUUUGGGAUGGGACCAUGCUCAGGUAGGCGCCAAAGCACUGGACUUCGCAGCGGACUUCAAUGCUUUGGGGAUCUCAGUGCAGCUCCAACAGCUGCACCGUGGAAGCUUUGUGUUGGCGAACAAAGAAGGCCGCAUUGAACGGAUAUGUCGAAUGUUGGAGCAAGUGGAACAUGAUGGAACAAUCUCCAAGUCUCGAGCGGCAGAAGUACAAGGUCAUCUUAACUUUGCUGGAGGUUUUUACACCUCCAAAGCCCUGAAGUUUUUGGUGUCUUCUUUCAGCCGCCUGGCUGACUUGCCAAAGUCUAUGAGCAGCCAAGACUUGACUCUUUUGUGUCGCCUAGCCCGAUCGAUGCUGGGUGCCAUGCCUCCCAGGAGGUACGAUGCGCAUUCGUUCACUGACCCUUACCUUAUUUUCACAGAUGGUGCUUGGGAAUCCGAGCGAGCUUCAGCAGGUGCAGUGGUUUACAACCCUUGUACGUCAGAGACACGAGUCUUUGAGGUGCUCGUUCCGGAUGCACUUGUGGAACUUUGGAUGAAAGAUGUUGGCGAUCAGAUAAUAUGCCAAAUCGAGAUGUUUGCGUAUGUCACUGUGAGGUACAAACUUCACACUCAACUGCUGAACAAGGUGGGAAUUUCGUGGAUCGACAAUGACGCAGCACGUUUUGCAAUCCUGAAGGGAACCUCUGACUCCUUCAGUUUAAGGGCAAUGUGCCGUGUUAACCAACAGAUCGAACUCGAGUCUCCAAGCUCGAUUUGGUAUGAACGAGUCUCUUCAUACUCCAAUCCUUCAGAUGGCCCCUCGCGAAAGUUGGUCGCUCAGACCGCUGCACUUCUUGGAGCCAUACCAGAUGACGCGUGGGCUCACACUUACCUUGUGGCUUCAUUGAGGCAGCAGGUGGAUCAAUCUGAGGACAGUCAGCCGCGCCGUGUGGCAUUUGCUGAGCGCACGCAGCGCAUGGAGGCCCUACGUUUGGAGCUGAGAGGAAUUGAAAUCAGUGGGGAACUUGAGCCUGCACAUUCCCUACUUGAUAAGACUUGCAAGAUGUUUGAAGAUAACUCCAUCAAGUGGCUGGAACCUUCAACUUGCAUUUCACGUAGCAUGGAGGUACAGGGAACAAGCAAGUCACGAGAGCUCACAUUAGAGAAAGGUGCCCUGAUUUUGAAGCAGGACGAAAAGGCAACGUGCCCAACAGAUUCAGAGAUCAAGUUGCACUACGCUUUUACACGUAGGGCUUUGGCGUUGGCAUUUGCUCGGGUGAUGACAUACCAGCAACAUUGUGCAUGGGAAACUUUCUUGUUUGAGUCCCUGCAUCGUGAGGUUCCCCCUGGCUAUGCUAAGGCAAACCUUAGCCAGGUCGUCAGUUGUGACAAAGCUGCUUGGGCCCGGUUGGCAACACUCAAUGUGCCAGUGAGGGAGGACGCCAAUGGGAGAUUUCCAUUGGGUGAAGCCUUGUUGCAGUUGAGGCUUGACCCUGCAAUAGCAUUGUACCUGGCACCGUUGGCCAAACCAGUGCAGUCUCAUGUGGCUCAUGGAGGCAAUCGUGCAACUCCUUACAACAGCCCGGCUCCUAAGUCAGGCACUGGCAAAGGCAAGGGCAAGACAGCUGGGAAAGGAAAGGCUCCUCCAAUGCCUGCUGAACUACGAGGAAAAUACCACAAGACGGCAGCAAAUGAGCCUAUUUGCUUUGCGUACAAUUCAGCAGCAGGUUGCAGCCAUAGCAAUACAGUCAAAGCUGGUGAACGUUGCCCUAAGGGAAUGCACGUUUGCGCUGAACCCAGAUGCCAACAACCUCACUCCUUACAACAACACAAGUGA